This is a messenger RNA of Tauraco erythrolophus (red-crested turaco), 804 nucleotides long. The record is from RefSeq and is a predicted model, not a curated record. Lineage: Eukaryota; Metazoa; Chordata; Aves; Musophagiformes; Musophagidae.
GUUUUCUGAGCAGCAUGAGUUCAAAAAGCCAAAUGAUGACCGUGCCCUUCAUCUGAUGACCAAAUGUGCCCAGACAGUGAUGCAAGAGUUGGAGGAUAUUGCUAUUGCUUAUGGACAAAGUGAUGAAUAUAGUUUUGUUUUCAAAAAGAAGAGUAAAUGGUUUAAAAGAAGAGCAAGUAAGUUCAUGACUCAUGUGGUCUCCCAGUUUGCCUCAAGUUACGUUUUCUAUUGGAAGGAUUAUUUUAAGGACCAGCAACUUCUGUACCCACCAGGAUUUGAUGGACGAAUUGUGUUGUAUCCCAGCAACCAAAAUUUAAAGGACUACCUCAGCUGGAGACAAGCAGAUUGCCAUAUUAAUAACCUUUAUAAUACAGUGUUUUGGAUGCUUGUACAGCGAAGUGGUUUGACACCAGGGCAAGCGCAGGACAGGCUCCAGGGAACUUUGGCUGGAGAUAAGAAUGAAAUCUUAUUUUCUGAAUUCAACAUCAACUACAACAAUGAACCUCUGAUGUAUAGAAAAGGAACUGUCUUAAUAUGGCAGAAGAUUAAUGAAAUCAUGACUAAGACAAUAAAACUGCCAAAAGAAGCAGAAGAAAAGGAAGUUGAAGUGACUCGGACUAGGACUGAAGUUGUUCCCCUGCACUGUGACAUUAUUGGGGACCACUUCUGGGAGGAAUAUCCUGAAAUACUGGCUGAGGAUAGUUGAUAUCUCGGAUGAGUAUAACUGGUAGUUUAUGUUUUGCUCUGCUUGGGUUCUUGGCAAGUGAGGAGUAUGAAUGGUGGCUGGCAGAGUUUAACCUGUAA